UGCGCGAAGUGUUUGUGGGAAAGUCGCGUAUUUAUUUGCAUUUUUCACCUGAUAAAAUCAUUAAAAUUGCGCACAAAUGAAAAACAGAUGAUAAGGAAACGUUUCUGUGUGAUUGCCGGGCUACUUUUAGGGCUCUUCCUCUUGAUUUUCUCCCUCAACUUUUACUUCCUCUCGCGCCUUCAUGAACAAAUCCGAAAGGACACCAAACCCCGAAAGGUAGCCCCCAAAAGGUUGAAUUUUGAGGAGGAAAUACGACGAAAUGUGGUCAAUUUGGGUGAGGAUUACAACACGAGGAAUCCCAAGUUCCUGGCCAUCCGGAAGGAAUUGCUGAAGAACCUCCGACCGACGUCUUACGGAAAUAUUUCAAGUGUUUGGAACACGGCCAAAGAGUGGGUGGUUGACAAUGAAAUUUAUCCAGCUUAUGGGCAUGGUUUGGGCUCUGUUAUAAGAGCCCUACAGCAGGAAGGUAUUGUGAGGGCUAAAAAUAGCCCAAAGGGAACCCAGUUGAAGCUAAUGCUGCGCCUCACAGGCGGCCAGGUAACCAUCUUCAAGCCCAGAUGGUACGAUAAGGAUGUAGUCUUCUCCGGGCCUGUCUAUUCGGGCAAGGAUCGUCAUACAGCGGAGGUUGUUGCCUUCUACCUGGGAACUAUUCUAAAUUUACGUUGGACCCCCAUUGCCGUUGGACGGAGGAUUAAUUUAAAAGAAAUCUUCCGGAAGGCUGACAGGGAGCUCAAGGAGACCAUGGAGGUUCGCAAUAAAAGCCAAUACUGUGUCUACGGGAAGUGCUUCUAUUGCCGUGAAACGGAAGCUGUAUGCGGGGAGGAGGAUACAAAUGAGCUGGAGGGGGCUCUCUUGCUUCUCAUCCCAGGGCGCAUAGCUAAGCAACGAUCUCCAUGGCAGAGGACUUACCGGGAAAAUGUCCGGGCUCAGUGGGAGGAAGACGAGCACUACUGCGAUGUGGUGAAGGAGAGAAUCUCCGAGACGCGCCUCCUGGACCUAAUUGAUGCGUCAGUGUUUGAUUUCUUGAUCCAGAAUGGCGAUCGGCAUCACUAUGAGACGCACAAUGAGCGUGUCCUGCUGAUGGACAAUGGGAAGGGCUUUGGGAAUCCCAGUGUGGAUUUUAUUGACAUCCUCGCGCCACUGUAUCAGUGCUGCAUCCUCCGCCGAUCCACCUGGCACCGAUUGACUCUCUUCUCCGGCGGAAGUCUCACCGAGACGCUGGAGGAUCUUACAAAGUACGACCUGAUGUACCCAAUUCUGACUGAGGAGCACUUCGAGGCAAUUGAACGGAGGCUCUUGCUUGUAUAUAGCACCGUUGAGAUUUGUCUUCAUAAACAUGGUGAGUCUGUCUUCACGUGACUUCCCCCCCCUUGCGAAUUAAUGCCAAAUUUUAAUUGUUAAAAAAAAAGAGAAACUGUUGAAUCGAUCAAAUAAAGUCAAUAUUUAAUUGAA
Lutzomyia longipalpis is the source of this 1452-nucleotide messenger RNA. Its product is annotated as glycosaminoglycan xylosylkinase homolog. Gene Ontology annotation, biological process: protein phosphorylation. NCBI's taxonomy places the organism in Eukaryota, Metazoa, Arthropoda, Insecta, Diptera, Psychodidae. Gene Ontology annotation, cellular component: Golgi apparatus. The record is from RefSeq and is a predicted model, not a curated record. Gene Ontology annotation, molecular function: phosphotransferase activity, alcohol group as acceptor. Bases 88 to 1359 code for a protein of 423 amino acids. The transcript is spliced from 2 exons.